Spea bombifrons (plains spadefoot toad) is the source of this 2426-nucleotide messenger RNA. It is a transcript of the gene VPS33A, whose product is annotated as VPS33A core subunit of CORVET and HOPS complexes. The transcript has 13 exons. Gene Ontology annotation, cellular component: lysosome; CORVET complex. Gene Ontology annotation, biological process: intracellular protein transport; vesicle-mediated transport. Lineage: Eukaryota; Metazoa; Chordata; Amphibia; Anura; Pelobatidae. The record is from RefSeq and is a predicted model, not a curated record. Bases 39 to 1844 code for a protein of 601 amino acids.
UUGUGUCUCGUGACUUGGGCUGUCAACAAGCUUCCAAGAUGGCGUCUCACCUGUCUUGUGGUCGGGUGAACCUAAAUGUAUUGAGAGAGGCGAUGCGAAUAGAGCUGCGGGAGUUUUUGGAUAAAUGUGCCGGGAGCAAGGCAAUCGUAUGGGAUGAGUAUCUAACGGGACCCUUUGGAUUAAUUGCACAGUAUUCACUUCUACAGGAACAUGAAGUUGAGAAAAUGUUUACACUUAAGGCAGGACCACUGCCUUCAUGUGAUGUUAAAAACAUCAUAUUUUUUGUCAGACCUAGGCUAGAACUAAUGGAUAUCAUUGCUGAAAACAUCAGAAGGGAAGACAAAGGACGCUUCCCACAAAGGGAUUUCCAUAUCUUGUUUGUGCCUCGCCGUAGCAUGUUAUGUGAGCAGCGGCUCAAGGACCUUGGUGUCCUGGGGUCUUUCUAUCACCGAGAAGAGUACCGUUUGAAUUUAAUUCCUUUUGAUGGUGAUUUGUUGUCCAUGGAGUCUGAAAGUGCUUUCAAGGAAUGCUAUUUGGAGAAUGAUCAGACCACACUAUACCAUGCUGCUAAAGGCUUGACAACUUUACAGGCCUUGUAUGGGACAAUCCCCCAGAUUUGUGGGAAAGGUGAAUGUGCCAGGCAUGUUGCAAGCAUGAUGAUCAGAAUGAAGAGGGAGCUUGGUGGGACCCAGAACCAGAUAUCCCCUGUGUUUGAUACUCUGUUGCUACUUGACCGUAAUGUUGACCUGUUGACACCACUGGCAACCCAGCUCACUUAUGAAGGCCUUAUAGAUGAAAUCUAUGGAAUUCAGAAUGGUAACGUGAAGCUUCCUCCUGAAAAAUUUGCUCAGAAAAAGCAGGGUGAAAGCGGGAAGGAUCUACCUACCGAGCCUAAGAAACUGCUGCUAAAUUCAGCUGAGGAGCUGUAUGCAGAGAUUCGGGACAAAAACUUCAACGCUGUAGGCUCUGUGCUGAGUAAGAAGGCCAAAAUUAUUUCUGCAGCAUUUGAGGGAAGACACAAUGCUAAGACAGUGGGAGAGAUCAAGCAGUUUGUCUCCCAGCUACCUCACAUGCAAGCUGAAAGAGCUUCCUUGGCCAACCACACAUCCAUUGCUGAACUUAUUAAGGAUAUAACAACUUCUGAAGCGUUUUUCGACAACUUAACUGUGGAACAAGAAUUUAUGUCUGGGUUUGACACUGAUAAGGUUAAUCCGUACAUAGAAGACUGCAUCGCUAAGAAAGACCCCCUAAUAAAGAUAUUCCGUCUGGUCUGCAUGCAGUCCGUGUGUAACAUGGGGCUGAAGCAAAAAGUUCUGGAUUACUACAAGAGAGAGAUUCUGCAGACCUACGGAUAUGAACACAUAUUGACGUUACACAAUCUAGAAAAGGCUGGCCUUCUAAAACCUCAGGCCAGUAGCAGAAAUAAUUAUCCAACAAUCAGGAAGACCUUGCGUCUUUGGAUGGAUGAUGUCAAUGAACAGAAUCCCAAUGACAUCUCCUAUGUAUAUAGCGGCUAUGCACCCCUGAGUGUCCGACUGGCUCAGGUGCUUGUGCGACCCGGGUGGAGAAGCAUUGAAGAAGUACUCAAACUCCUUCCUGGACCGCAGUUUGAAGAACGUCAGUCCCUACCUGCCGGGCUUAUGAAAAAACGGCAGCAAGGCGAGAACAAGGUGAUGCUGAUAUUUUUCCUGGGUGGAGUGACAUUUGCCGAGGUUGCCGCCCUGAGAUUUCUGUCACAGUUGGAGGAUGGAGGAACAGAAUAUAUUAUUGCCACUACCAAGCUGAUCAAUGGAACAACGUGGAUUAAGUCGCUAAUGGAGAAGCUUGAGCCACCCCCGUUUUGAAGCUGAAGCUCGUUUCAAACCAAGGAACCUGAAGACUUGAUUGUGGGAGAGAAAAGGCUUUUUUAUGAAGUGCUUCACCGGGGAUAUAAAUGAAGACAUUAACAUUUCUGACGUUUUUGGAGGUCACAAGCAAUAGCAUUUGUGGAUUAUGAUGAUAUUUUGAAAUAAUAAUCAUCUGAAGUGUAUGGCAUAAAUGGCAAUUGUGAAUGCCUUCAAAAUGGCCCUAAAAAGGAUUUGCUUACCUUGCACCAAAUGAGUGCUAGUUAGCAUUUUCAGUGCGAGAAGUCAACCAUCCUUAUACUAAACUGUAAUAAACCACCAGGAUGCUGCCAUUGUGCUACUUUUAUAGGAAGCAUGCAUGUGUUUGUAUCAGGCGUGUCGGCCGGGUGUCUUAGGUGUCGGUCAUGCACUUAUCUCAUAACUGUUAUAAACAGUGCCAAGAGGAAUUCAUCCAUUUAUUCCACAACUUGCUGUUAUGUUUGCUAUUCAGUGUAAAAGCUUCGCUAUUUGAUUGUAUAUAUUUAUCUAUGGGAUUAUUUUAACUAAUAAUACAUUACACUGUUUACUGUGUUAUGAAUUACA